UGCAUUUAUUGGCAAGAAUGAAUACUGUAUUUUCAAUUUUUCAUCUGGUCAUUCUAGCAGGUGCUGCGUGGGCCUCUUUUGAUGAAACACGUCUGGUUAAAACCCUCUUCACUGGUUACAAUAAGGUGGUCCGUCCUGUCAAUCACUUCAAGGACCCGGUGGUUGUUACUGUGGGCCUUCAGCUCAUCCAGCUCAUCAGUGUGGACGAGGUCAACCAGAUCGUCAGCAGCAAUGUGCGACUGAAACAGCAAUGGAAAGAUGUGAACUUGCAGUGGAACCCGGAGGAUUACAGUGGAAUCAAAAAGAUCAGAGUUCCCUCCACUGACAUUUGGCGGCCUGAUCUGGUUCUCUACAACAAUGCUGACGGAGACUUUGCCAUCGUUCACGAGACCAAAGUGCUGCUGGAGCACACAGGAAUGAUCACAUGGAACCCGCCUGCCAUCUUCAAGAGCUACUGUGAAAUCAUCGUGCUGCAUUUCCCCUUUGACCUCCAGAACUGCAGCAUGAAGCUGGGUACCUGGACCUACGAUGGAAACUUGGUCGUCGUCAAUCCUGACAGUGACCGCCCUGAUCUGAGUAACUUUAUGGAAAGUGGGGAGUGGGUAAUGAAGGAUUUCCGCAGCUGGAAGCACUGGGUGUACUACGCUUGCUGCCCAGACACACCUUACCUGGACAUCACCUACCACUUCCUCAUGCUGCGGCUCCCGCUGUAUUUCAUCGUCAACGUCAUCAUCCCCUGCAUGCUCUUCUCCUUCCUGACUGGUCUUGUCUUCUAUCUUCCUACAGACUCUGGUGAGAAGAUGACUCUCAGCAUAUCUGUCUUGCUGUCUCUGACUGUGUUCCUGCUGGUCAUUGUUGAGCUGAUCCCCUCUACCUCCAGUGCUGUACCGCUCAUUGGGAAGUACAUGCUCUUCACCAUGGUCUUCGUCAUUGCCUCCAUCAUCAUCACUGUCAUUGUCAUCAACACCCACCACCGCUCCCCGAGCACUCACACAAUGCCGGACUGGGUCCGCACGGUCUUUAUUGAAACCAUUCCCAACAUCAUGUUCUUCUCAACAAUGAAACGCCCAGGAAAAGAAAAGCAGACCAAAUCUAGUAUCUAUGGUGCUGAUUUUGACAUCUCAGACAUCUCUGGCAACCAGACCUCUUCUGUUACCUACCAGUCACCCAUCACCAAGAACCCUGACGUCCGCAGUGCCAUUGAAGGAGUCAAGUACAUCGCAGAAACCAUGAAAUCAGAUGAGGAAUCCAACAAUGCGGCUGAAGAGUGGAAGUUUGUGGCCAUGGUGUUGGAUCAUAUUCUGCUGUGUGUGUUCAUGGCUGUGUGUCUGAUCGGCACAUUAGGCGUGUUCGCAGGCCGUCUCAUUGAGCUGAGCAUGCUCUAAAGGCUUGCACCGUAUCAGAUUUGUUGCUCAAUGUGAAACUUCCGACCUUUGUUUUUUAAUCUACGGCAUGUUGCCCAGCAGCAUUCACGCUGCAUGUGAAAAUCUCUGUUUGCUCUUUAGAGUAUCGGUCCUAUUUGGGAUUGUAAAAGAGCAUGGUGUUUACAGUGUCCUCAGCAUAUUUUAUGACAAAACUGUUGUUUUUCUGCUUUUUUAAGGAAUAUAUGUGUGUAAUUGAAAUGUUGAAUUCAUUCAAAAGAAAACUUCCUUGACAUGUUUAUA
Molecule: messenger RNA, 1664 nt
Organism: Anarrhichthys ocellatus (wolf-eel)
Lineage: Eukaryota; Metazoa; Chordata; Actinopteri; Perciformes; Anarhichadidae
Product: acetylcholine receptor subunit alpha
Exons: 9
Coding region: 18-1385 (455 amino acids)
Biological process (GO): monoatomic ion transmembrane transport
Cellular component (GO): postsynaptic membrane
Molecular function (GO): transmembrane signaling receptor activity; acetylcholine-gated monoatomic cation-selective channel activity
Source: RefSeq, a predicted model, not a curated record